GGGUCACCAGGCAUCAGGUCAUUUGGCUUGCCAGCGGGCACCGCGUCAUCUGGCAAGGCAGUGGGCACCGGGUCACCAGGCAUUGGAUCGUCUGGCUCGACAGCUGGCAUCGGGUCAUCAGGUAUGACAGCGGGCACUGGGUCACCAGGCAUCAGGUCAUUUGGCUCGCCAGCGGGCACCGCGUCAUCUGGCAAGGCAGUGGGCACCGAGUCACCAGGUACCGGAUCAUCUGGGAUCAACAGCGGGCAUCGAGUCAACUGGCCUAAUAGGAUCAUCAGGCUGGAUCAGUUCAUCAUGCUGGGUAGAGGCAUCAGGCUGAGUGGA
Messenger RNA from Staurois parvus, 324 nucleotides. NCBI's taxonomy places the organism in Eukaryota, Metazoa, Chordata, Amphibia, Anura, Ranidae. The record is from the annotation of a GenBank genome assembly.